AAUGAUACAGAAGGGAUUUCUGUUGAAGUCCACCCAUGGCAGAUUGGGUUUGACCGCCUUCAUACUAUGUCUACUGGCCAUGAGCUCCGGAUUGGCAGCUCUCUGCUCGGCGCGCGUUAAGAAACUGAUCACGCCGCUGCUAAACAAAGCACUCCACAAUUUCCUGGGUUUCGCCUGCUUCGUCAUCGCCUUAGUCACCCAGUACUACGGAUAUGAGACGGGUUAUUUUACGCACCGCACUGAGACUGACCUGCAAAUCUUGAUGAAGUGCUUAACACUUGUUUCGCUGGUGCUCAGCAGCUACGGCCCAAUGAAGGGACUCUACCACAAAAUAAAGUCCAUCUCAAGUCAAUUCUAAAGCGGACAGAUUAUUCGCUGACCUCCGGCGAACUGCUCUGUGUGAUGAGCUUUCCUUAUCGCUUCCCCGCGACAAUCUAUUAUUGUAUUUAAAACUGCUUUAGACUUAAACACCGUGAAUUCCCCAACAAUACAUAACUCACGCCGGUACACCUAGCUGUUGGAAUCCCCCAUGAGCAUAUUGGCCUGCAGUUCAAGCAAAGUUAAAGAUAAGAUCGGUAAAUUAUAUAGUCGUUGCCUUGUGCUGGUCACGUACAACUCAUUCGUAACACGAAUCGGAUUACUUUUAACAGUAUCAGUUAUGCCAACAGAUAGUUGUCUCACAUGCAUGCCAAAUUAAACAGGCCCUCAUUUUAAUACAUAAGAAUAAAAUAUAAUUUCAAGACUAACUUCAAC
This is a messenger RNA of Drosophila hydei, 753 nucleotides long. RefSeq lists its product as uncharacterized. The coding region runs from base 2 to 358 and encodes 118 amino acids. The record is from RefSeq and is a predicted model, not a curated record. NCBI's taxonomy places the organism in Eukaryota, Metazoa, Arthropoda, Insecta, Diptera, Drosophilidae. The transcript has 2 exons. Gene Ontology annotation, molecular function: transmembrane monodehydroascorbate reductase activity.